Molecule: messenger RNA, 432 nt
Organism: Entamoeba invadens IP1
Lineage: Eukaryota; Evosea; Mastigamoebida; Endamoebidae
Exons: 1
Coding region: 1-432 (143 amino acids)
Source: RefSeq, a predicted model, not a curated record
AUGUUCUUCAUUGCUUUACUUCUUGCUUACUGCUAUGCUGACCCAGGAAUUAUUGAUAUGACCUACUGUGAAGAUAAGACCGUCAACUUGGAUUUUAAUGUGACUGUGGUGGAAUUUGAAAAGCCAGCUGAAAGAGAACGAACAGUUUAUACAAUUAAAUUUGAUAUUUUACAACCACAUGAAGAUGUUGUUCUCAAGUGGCAUGUUGAAUACUAUUGGGGUUCACUAUUCAUUGCUUCUUACCAAUACGAUGAUGAAAUGGUCUGUAGUACAAUAGUAGGAGGUUGUUCCACAAAAGGACCAAAACAGAUGAAAGCCAUUGGUAUUAUUAAGGAAAGUGUCACUCUCCCAGGUUGGUACUUGCUUGUGCUUGAAAUGACAGACCACAAACUUUAUCACAGUUGUUUCCAUGGAUGGGUCUAUCUCUAUUAA